Conger conger (European conger) is the source of this 2014-nucleotide messenger RNA. Its product is annotated as E3 ubiquitin-protein ligase RNF126-like. Gene Ontology annotation, cellular component: cytoplasm. The record is from RefSeq and is a predicted model, not a curated record. The transcript has 9 exons. NCBI's taxonomy places the organism in Eukaryota, Metazoa, Chordata, Actinopteri, Anguilliformes, Congridae. Gene Ontology annotation, biological process: protein ubiquitination. The coding region runs from base 21 to 968 and encodes 315 amino acids. Gene Ontology annotation, molecular function: ubiquitin protein ligase activity.
UCGGCGUGUGUGUCUCGCAAAUGAAUCAGAAGAUGGCGGAAGCUCCCCCACGACCCAACCGGUUUUUCUGUCACCGAUGUUCAGCAGAGAUCAGCCCUCUCCUCCCGGAUUACACCUGUCCUCGGUGCCAGUCAGGCUUCAUCGAGGAGCUUCUGGAGGGCAGAAGCGCUGACAAUGAGGCCACGCCCACCCCUUCCACGAGCAGCAGUCAGAGCCAGCAGCCAUAUCAGACCGCAGACCAGCGCUUGUUUGCGUUCCCCCCCGGGUUCGGGCAGUUUGCUCUGGGCAUCUUUGACGAGGGCUUCGACUUCGGCCUGCCGCAGGAGGACAGCCGCGACACGGAGACCCGGCGGGAGCAGGCGUACCGCCAACGCUACAGCGCCAGGCACCCGCGCGGCCGUCAGGCCCCCCGGCGACAGGUUGCCAGGCAGGAGGGGGUGCCCACGCUGGAGGGGAUCAUCCAGCAGCUGGUGAACGGGAUCAUCGCCCCCACCGCCAUGGCCAACAUCGGCAUGGGGCCCUGGGGGAUACUCCACUCCAGCCCCAUGGACUACGCCUGGGGGGCCAACGGACUGGACGCCAUUAUCACACAGUUAUUAAAUCAGUUUGAGAACACCGGACCUCCGCCGGCUGACAAGGAGAAGAUCAAAAGCCUCCCCACCGUCCAGAUCACAGAAGUACAUGUCGGCUCUUGUCUGGAGUGCCCUGUGUGUAAAGAGGACUACAGUGUGGGAGAGAGCGUAAGACAGCUGCCCUGUAAUCACCUCUUCCACAACGACUGCAUCGUACCCUGGCUGGAACAGCACGACACGUGUCCGGUCUGCAGGAAGAGCCUCAGUGGUCUGAACACCGCCACAGAUCCUCCGGGACUGUCAGGCAUGAGCUUCUCCCCCUCCUCCUCCUCCUCCUCCUCCUCUUCCUCACCGUCCAGCUCGCCCAGCAACGAGAACGCCGCCGACACCUCGUAAAGACUCCGGCCGCCCCUCGCACGGCUCUGUCCCCUGUGAGACCCGGCCCCCCAGGGGGCCCCUCCUCGUUCCAUGGGCCUGCCUCCUUGUACGUUGAAGAGCACACCUGGGCCCUGUUUCACCCUGGGCCCGGAUUCCAAGAAGAAGACUGGCAUGAAGUGGAGCACCCUACCCUGGUGAGAACCCCCCCCUUCCACAAAAGCAGCAAGUGACCAUUUUUCCAUUUGCUUGGAAUCUGACCUUUGACCUCUGACCCCUGGACUGACACCAGCUAGGGGAGGCCGGGGGCCUGGGGGUUGGGGGCGGGGGACUGUAGACAGAACCAGCCAAUCGGGUGGUGAGAUUGGUUCAGUUUGACAUGGGAGGAACCAAUGAAAUAAAUUCACAGGAAUGCCGUAAACAACAUUGAACUAGCCCUCCCCGGCACUGAGAGAAGAGGUUUCUGUUUGUGUGUAUGUGUGUGUCUAUGUGUGUGUGUGUGUGUGUGUUUGCACAGGAGCAUACGUUUACUCUUCCUAAAUAAAGUGCAGUAAACAUAUGCUUGGCAAUGCUUUUAAAUGCAGUGGGUGUGUGAAUGGAGAGGUUUUGAUUUGGACCACUGCAUUGUUCUGGUUUUGAUUUGGACCACUGCAUUGUUCUGGUUUUGAUUUGGACCACUGCAUUGUUCUGGUUUUGAUUUGGACCACUGCAUCGUUCUGGUUCUCUUGAUUCUGAACUGCAGCGACCAGCUGCUUCUUCACACUACAGGGACUGGCGCCAAAAAACCCGGCACUGAAGCGGUGCUGAAUGUACAGCAUUUUCCCGCGCAUAAUUACGUUCUCUCUGCAUAAUUUAUGAAUGUGUUUUCUCGAGCAGGAAGUCUUAUCCACAAAGGGGAGGAGCCUGAAAUUGAAGUUGUAUUUCCCUCGGAAUGACCACACUUACGUUCUUUCCAUGUAUGUUCCGUGAAUUUCCCUUUUUUUAUUUUGUAUUAACUUAUUUUAAGUUAGUGACUUGUUUUGUAAGAAUGACAAUAAAACAGUGUGAAUCAAGAACAUGAACGUAAA